Molecule: messenger RNA, 1032 nt
Organism: Aspergillus nidulans FGSC A4
Lineage: Eukaryota; Fungi; Ascomycota; Eurotiomycetes; Eurotiales; Aspergillaceae
Product: guanine nucleotide exchange factor SDO1
Exons: 1
Coding region: 1-1032 (343 amino acids)
Biological process (GO): ribosome biogenesis; cytosolic ribosome assembly
Cellular component (GO): cytoplasm
Molecular function (GO): 5.8S rRNA binding; large ribosomal subunit rRNA binding; rRNA primary transcript binding
Source: RefSeq, a predicted model, not a curated record
AUGCCAAUCAAUCAACCCUCGAACCAGAUAAAAUUCACAAACGUCUCCGUCGUGCGCCUAAAAAAAGGCAAGAAACGCUUCGAACUAGCCUGCUACAAAAACAAACUGUUGGAAUAUCGUUCUGGCGCCGAAAAAGACCUCGACAAUGUCCUUCAGGUCCCCACGAUCUUCCUUUCUGUCUCCAAAGCACAGACCGCACCUGCAGCGGAAUUAAUCAAGGCCUUUGGCCCUGACACGCCCGCCGACGAAAUCCGCCAGGAAAUUUUACGAAAAGGCGAAGUGCAAGUGGGGGAGCGCGAGCGAAAAGAAAUCGCCGAGCGAAUUGAGAAGGAGGUACUUGAUAUUGUUUCAGGUCGACUGAUUGAUCCGACGACGAAGAGGGUUUAUACGCCGGGGAUGAUUUCGAAGGCACUGGAUCAGUUGACAGCGGCGAGUGGGCAGAUGCAGCAGCAGCAAUCAGCAGCGCAGACAGGAGAAAAUGGAGCGGGUGAUGAAGACGCCGCAGCGCCUAGGCAACAGAAGAAACCUCUAUGGACGGGUGUGAACCCAAACAAGUCGGCCAAGAGUCUCGCGCUUGAGGCGAUGAAGGCGUUGAUUGCGUGGCAGCCUAUUCCGGUUAUGAGAGCACGGAUGCGGCUUCGAGUAACUUGUCCCGUGUCGCUGCUAAAGCAGAGUGUUAAGUCCGCGGCGCCGGCUGGGUCAAAUAACAAGGAGAAGGAAUCUCAAAGCGGUGGUGGUGGUUCAAAGAACAAAAAAGGUGGAAAGGGAAAGAAAUCGGCUCGCCGCGGUGACGACACUGACUCCGAGGGUGAGAGUGCGCCUGUCCAGCCAAAGGGCCCGAGCAACGUCAAGGAUAAGAUCCUGAGUUUUAUCGAAUCCAUUGAGUCACAGGAGAUUGCUAGCGAUGAAUGGGAGGUGGUUGGUUUUGCAGAGCCUGGUGCAUUCAAAGGACUGAACGAGUUUGUUGGCAAUGAGACUCGGGGGCGGGGACGGGUGGAAGUUUUGGAUAUGGCAGUUACUUAUGAGGAUUAA